AUGAAAAUAUGCCGAUUAUAACGAAAUAGAAUACUAUACCUGGCCUCAGUGGCCUCAGUUGGCGCAGCAAUCAUGUUGCGAGAGGAAGGAUGUUCACGUGUGCUUCUUUAUUUGUUAAUCGUCUUUCUUGUUAAUUUCUCCAAAGCAAGUUCGUAUGUACUGCGAGACAAUUGUUUGGAAUUCGAUGUGGUUGAGCUCGAGGAUUACUUGUCUCGGAAUAUUGAGAAUGUGCCGACGAUCGAUAUGAUGAUCGGUGGUUUCAAAUGUUCUGUCGCAGCUUUGCCCUUUGGUGCUUUGAAAUCGGACUGGGCAAGAUUACUGCUUCUGCAGAGAGCGCAACCAAAGGAUUCAAUUCUCUCGAAGAAACUAGGUCGUCUUUUCAGAAUCUUGGUGAUCGCUUAUUUCCAAAUAGAAGAACGUUACGAUAUUAUUCAAUCUGGAAUUUUGAGCAGCGUAAAUAACACUACGAAAAGAUACGAAAGAAAAGAAAUGAAGAGAUUCGACAACUCGACAAUCGAUUUAGGAGAAAUAAAUAAAAAUUUUACUGCAAAUACUUUUUUUGACGAUAAAAAAUCCAUUGGCACAAUUAAAAUCGAACGAACCACGAGCUUGGAUAUAACGAGAGAAAAUAAAGAUGACAAUUUCAAUACGACACGUAGUAAUAAUUCUUCGACAACCGUCGAAUUUUUAUCUAUUGAUAAUCGGAUGGUAUUUCGCUCGACAACCGAACGAUAUGAGAAAAAGAAGAUGGUAAAUAUUACCGGUUUUUCAGAUAUAAAUACCGAGAAAAAAAAUUACACAGAAAUAUCGAAAAACAAAUGUUGUACAGAUAUUUCGGGAAUAACGAUUUCUAAUUCAAAUCAAAAAUCAAUAAUGAAAAAUUCGAAGGGAGAAGGAACGACGAGAUCAGUUUUCACCACUAAAAUUAGCACGAUGAAAUCUGAUGGUCUGGAAGAACGUGAUUCUAAAAAAAUAAGCGAUAGAAGUGAUUUUCCUGUAUCGUACGAUUAUGUCGUUCAGUUCAAUUUAGAGAGAAUUGAAAAUGUAAAUAGUCUGGAGAUUUUCGAUGUAAAAACUACCAGCGAGCAAAGUCGCGUUUAUUCGAAUAAAAUCUCUACUAACUCGAGCGAAAGUUUUAAUCAAAGUCCUUCGAAUCGUCAAACAAACGACGUCUUCCAAGUCUUCGAAAAGAUUCCAUGGAAUUUCUCGAAUAAGCUGGAGAAACCUCCGAUUUAUAAAAAACUUAGAAAACCUUCGUUGGAUAACGACUUUUGGAAAUACAUUGUAAUUUCACGAAAUGUUAGUUUAACUACUCCUUUCGAACCGAAGAUAAUAUCGGAGAUUAAAAAUGCAGAUAAUAAAUCUAAAGGAAGUUCGACGAAGGAUGAUGAACAACACAGUGAUGAUCGGCAAGGUAUUCAUAUCGAACGCAACGGGAAGAAACACAAUGAGUAGAAAAUAAGCUUAUCAACUUUAUUCUUCUGAAACGAACAGGAGAGUUUUUUUUACGAAAAUACAAAAAACGAAUAGAAUAAGAAACGAAUCAAACAUUGCCUACCUAAUAAUAAAAUUGUUCGAAUCUCGCUUUAA
Apis cerana (Asiatic honeybee) is the source of this 1590-nucleotide messenger RNA. RefSeq lists its product as uncharacterized. The record is from RefSeq and is a predicted model, not a curated record. NCBI's taxonomy places the organism in Eukaryota, Metazoa, Arthropoda, Insecta, Hymenoptera, Apidae.